AUGGCGGGACACAACGUGGCGGCUCUGGUGUUCGGGGUUCUGCUGAUCCUGUUCAUCAUCUUUGGAAACCUGCUCGUGUGUCUGAGCGUGUUCACGGAGCGCGCGCUGAAGACCACCACCAACUACUUCAUAGUCAGUCUCGCGGUGGCGGAUCUCAUGCUGGCGGUGCUCGUGCUGCCGCUCUUCGUUUACACAGAGUUCCAGGACGGCGUUUGGACCCUCAGCACGACCAUCUGUGACGGGCUGAUGACGAUGGACGUGUUGCUUUGCACCGCAUCCAUCUUCAACCUGUGUGCCAUCAGCGUGGACAGGUUCAUCGCCGUGUUGAUCCCUCUCAACUACAACAGGAAGCACGUGGACACGCGGCAGACGGUCCUGCUGUGGGCGACGUGGAUCUUGGCUCUGGCCGUCGCCUCGCCCGUCAUGUUCGGCAUCAACAACGUGCCGGGUCGCGACCCCACCGAGUGCAAACUGGAGAACGACGACUACGUGCUGUACUCGUCCGUGUGCUCCUUCUUCAUCCCGUGUCCCAUCAUGCUGCUGCUCUACUGCGGUAUGUUCCGCGGCCUGCGGCGUUGGGAGGAGUCACGUAAAGCCAAGCUGAGGAGCAGCAUCCAGGCCUGCAGGAAGCUGCAGGAAGCCGCCGCCUCGCUGCCGCCGCUGGCCUCGCUGCCGCCGCCACUCCCGCCAAUCAUAGAGCGAGACAUGAUCGACGCUCCGGAUGAGACGCCCGCCUUCGCGCCUUCGCACCGACCCUUCUCCCCGUCGGGGGGGAAAGACGGCCUAGUGAGGACGGUGAGCUUCACAGAGAUCAGGUUCCAUCCCGACCCUCGCAGGAGGAAGAGAGCCAAGAUCAACAGCCGGGAGAGGAAGGCCAUGAAGGUGCUUCCUGUCGUUGUGGGUACCUUCCUGUUCUGCUGGACUCCUUUCUUCGUCCUCCACACGAUGCGAGCUCGCUGUCAGGACUGCUACGUUCCCCCGGUGCUGAUGAGCGUGGUGACGUGGCUCGGCUACGUCAACAGCGCUCUCAACCCCGUCAUCUACACCAUCUUCAACACCGAGUUCAGGAACUUCUUCAAGAAGUUUCUACAUCGCUGCUGCUCCUAA
Molecule: messenger RNA, 1107 nt
Organism: Scomber scombrus (Atlantic mackerel)
Lineage: Eukaryota; Metazoa; Chordata; Actinopteri; Scombriformes; Scombridae
Gene: drd4a
Product: dopamine receptor D4a
Exons: 4
Coding region: 1-1107 (368 amino acids)
Biological process (GO): adenylate cyclase-inhibiting dopamine receptor signaling pathway; adenylate cyclase-activating adrenergic receptor signaling pathway
Cellular component (GO): plasma membrane
Molecular function (GO): dopamine neurotransmitter receptor activity, coupled via Gi/Go; G protein-coupled receptor activity
Source: RefSeq, a predicted model, not a curated record